AUGCAAAAAGCGACCUACUACGACAGCUCUGCAAUCUAUGGUGCCUACCCCUACCAAGGAGCAAAUGGUUUCACUUAUAAUGUGAGUCAGCAGCAAUAUCCUCCAUCUUCAUCACUUGUGGAAACUGAGUACCACCGCCCCGCGUGCUCCCUCCAGUCCCCCGGCAGCUCUGUGUCCCACCACAAGGCCAAUGACAUCAGUGAGAGUUGCAUGAGGACCCUCCCCAGCCAGACUCUCCAGCCCCCCAGCCUCGCUGACCCACAGGCUCCACCGCAGCCACCUCCAGCCCAGCAGUCACAACCUCCACCUCCGUCCUCCACCUCACCAUCUCAAAAUGCCAGCAGCAACCCUGCCCCGGCCAACCCCACCAAGAGCCCAGCUCUUAACUCACCCACCGUGUCCAAACAGAUAUUCCCGUGGAUGAAAGAGUCUCGGCAAAACACAAAGCAGAAAAACAGCAGUUCCAGUUCAGAACCAUCCUUGCCUGAUGCUGAAACGUUGUCAUGCACCCGUGAAUCUAUACAGAGCUUUUCUGCAUAAAUAGAUAAAGCAUGCCCAGUCAAAGAAAAGGAUAGCAAAUAGAUUUAUGCCGUGCUGUUUAUUGUAUAUAUAGACAUGUAACCGUGGAAGGAAAGGCUAUGUAGGCUAAUAUUUUUCACUGAAACCUGAUUAUUACCCAAUACAGACCGACGACUGAUUAUUAUUUUUGUAGGCGAAGGAACCAUUUUUGCAACAUUGCAAGACAAUGCUCGUUUCAAAGGAGCGCCCGUAUAAAAUUCAAGCCGCCCCCCCACCUCUCGGAUCAGUUAGGUUAGAUACAACAAAAGGUAACGGUAUAGUCACGAUACUUACUGUGUGGUUCCUUUAGCACCACGAAUUACAUUUAGAAAAAUGUUCAAAUGGAAGGAAGUUGGCGUUUUACUCCCCUCCCACCCUGAAGAAAGAAAAAUACAGGGGAUUUUCCCCUCUUCUUUCCAUAAACCGUAUUCAAUCCUCUCUUCAGAGCCUGUAGGUUGCAAAUAAGAAUUUGUAAUUUUGCAUUUAAGAUUCGUCCGAUUAAAAGAUCCCCCUGGAGGCAGCAGUAAUUGAUUUUCCCAAGAAUUUCGCGUCCUCUCUGCAAAGGUUUUGUUCCAGGUGGUUUUUGUAUUAGACUGACCACAAGAAACAAAUGUGCAGAAUAGAGACACCCACACAGGUUUUACUCACAAAGCCUGGUUAAAAUCCAAACCUCUCUCUUUAUUAUUUGUCAUCCUGCUGUUAAUCCCAAUAUUUUCCAGAGGGGAAAAAAAGAAAUCAGAGAAAAGAAAAAGAAAAGCCCGACCCCAACGUAGGCACCAAGAAGCAAAAUAAAACCGGACUUUUCCCACAAGCAGCCCAGUCCUCUGCCAGAAUAUUUUAAAAGCAGCUUUUUUCCUUGUUUACUUGCGUUUCUUGCUCUGCCUCUUUUCACGGCCACAUUUGAUCUUGGAAAGAGCAAGAAGCUUUAAAUGUGUUCUUAAGGGCCAGUAGCUGUCAAACCUUUUGGCGGCCAAGAUUGAUCGCGGGCAGACACCACCAGAGCUUUGUUUGGACUAAAAGCAAGAAAAUUAAACCCCUUGCAUUUUCCAACAGCAUCGAUAUUUGUAAGGCAUCCCUUUCGAGGGAUUAAAUGACAAGUCUCGUUCUAUAUUUUAUUUAAACAAGCAACCACCAAAAAGCCCAUUUAAAGCCUCCCGGCCCCUCCCCUCCCCCUCUCUCCAAUGCCUUCGCAGAUAUGCUACAUCUUGUGGGUGCAUUAACUUAAAACCGAUUUUUAAAAUGCACUUCCUGCAGACUGGACGAAGACUGAUCCACUGAGCGCUUGGGGUCUUGUUCUCUAUUUUUUUUCCCCGUCUUUUUUUUUUUUUUUUAAUAUAAUUACGAAGACGGCUGCCGACCCCUCUUUGGCAACUCCGAAAAUAAAGCGAGACGGCACCUCAUCGCGCUGGCGAUGGCUCCUGGCUCCUGGAGGAUGCAGAGAGCGGCUGGGAAGCGCCUUCCCCCCGGCCCCCGGAGCACCCCACCCCGCCGUGCACCCCGGUCUCCGCGGGCAAGCAAGCCCCAACCGAGCUGUCUAGGGCGGCUGUGACCAUAGGAUUCAUCCGAUUGGUGAUUGUGGCCAUCAUUGUCAUCGCUCUCCCUGUCGCCUCGGUAUAGUUGGAAAAUUUUGCCAAAAGCAUCCAAAUUCGGGACUUGCCUCGACCUGGAGGGGGUGACUGGAGGCAGCGGCGGCAAGAGCCAAGCAUCGGAGGCGAGUGCCGUCUCUCAAGUCAUAACCUCGCAGCAUUUUCGCUCUGUCUGGCCCCUAGAAAACAAAACCGCUACCAGCCCAUACUAUUUCCUGGUAAUCGAAAAUACUCACCAGACCCAGCCUACUACGGUUACUAAGCAAAUUAUGCCAGCAGACGGGAGUAUCGUUUGCAAGCUAAUGCACGGGAUAUAUACUUUUUUUUAAGAGCCAACAGCCAGACGCGUUUGCAGCCUCGCGAUUUGGCUCGCCCAGAGAUGUUCUCCUAGGGUUGUGUUUUACGGUCCAAUCCCGGGAAGCCAACUGGAGAGGGAAGUCAUGAAGCUCCAGGGCUGCUGCCUAUGUGACUCUUCCCCUCGAAGCAAGGUUGCUGAGGAAGAUCCUGAUAAACAAUGGCUCAGCACCGGCGACCAAUUGUUCUCCGUACUGUACACCCGAU
This is a messenger RNA of Corvus hawaiiensis (hawaiian crow), 2705 nucleotides long. RefSeq names its product homeobox A3 (gene HOXA3). Gene Ontology annotation, biological process: regulation of transcription by RNA polymerase II. The record is from RefSeq and is a predicted model, not a curated record. The transcript is spliced from 2 exons. The coding region runs from base 1 to 540 and encodes 179 amino acids. Gene Ontology annotation, molecular function: DNA-binding transcription factor activity, RNA polymerase II-specific; RNA polymerase II cis-regulatory region sequence-specific DNA binding. NCBI's taxonomy places the organism in Eukaryota, Metazoa, Chordata, Aves, Passeriformes, Corvidae. Gene Ontology annotation, cellular component: nucleus.